CUGUGUUUUUCAGGAAAUGAAAAAUUAAUCAAAAGAAAAUUAAUUACAAAACAUUAAAAACAGAAUGAAAAUUUUGGGAAAUUUAUCGGACUUGAAAAACCUAACUGAUAUCGAUGGAAAACCAAAAGAACCUUUCUCCGAACUGUACUGGAUUUUCUCACAAAUCGUCCUCAGUAUAGUGAUCAUAUUUUCAUUAUAUCUUCUAGUUUGUUUGUCACGGUAUGCUACUAUCACCAAAUGCUCACCUGGGAGGGAAAUCAGCGGCAAAAAAGGAAAAAUGCUUUACAGAUUAUGCCUUGUAAGUCUUGUAAUGGCGGUUGCAAGAUUUGUAUCUGACGAAGCUGUUGCGAUCACUGGGUGGACGAAUGAUAAAAACUGUGUUACAACUGUUUCAGUCAGCGCUGUGUUUUAUUCCCUCAGUCUUUAUCCAAUCUAUAUUUUCCUGUGGAUGAGACAGAGCAUUUUCUACGCUAACCCGGUUCUAUCACAUAUAUUGAACCCAGUGGUUACUUUUAUAAGUUGGGCAACAUUGGUUGUUAUGUUGAGCGGAGGCGCCGUGCUCACUGUCAUUUAUAUUUUACCUGAAAUAACUGGGUGGCGUUACGAAGCGACAGAUUCUGGGUGCAGAGACGCAGCGGACGUAUCGGGAUUCGAUCUCGUAACCUGCUUAGUAGUGGCGUUUACUGUUUCAUUUCAAGUGAGCUUGUUGGCGCUGUUUAUGUACCCGUUGCUUACUAAGAAGACGCAGAGGUAUCGGAGCCAAAGCACGCGAGCUGCGAGAGCGAAUACGAACGCAGAAAACGCUUCGGCUUCGUAUGAAGAGAAUUCUGUCCCGGAAAAAAAUUCGGAUGAAGUCUCGUCUUCAGAACCGAAACGAGUAGUUUCAGAUGAAGACCAUACCAAAGUAGCGGUGUCGUAUGUAGGCAAACCACCUCAUCGAGGCGGCUACUUUAACACGAAGAGCGUUUUUUAUCGGAAGACACAAAAAAAAGAUGGCGGCGAUAAGACGAAGAAGGGGAUUUUCCGUCUAAGUCACGUGAGCACUACGUCAUUUACUGAUUUAAUGAAGAAACCAAAAUCACCAAGUAAUGCUUCGACCAGUGAGGGCGCGAAAAAGUCUAAGAGGGGAAAGACGCAGCAGGGUCGCCGUAUCAUCCAAUUCAUGAGGAAAGCCUUCUUUCUGACGUUGUUUUGCGUCAUGUCUGACGUCAUUUUUGCAGUGAUACAGAUGGUGGUCAUAGUGCCGGAAUUGGUCUACCUCGUUUUAUUCGAUGUUAAUUUGCUGAUUAACAUCGUGUGUAUCGUGAUGUCGUUUCGAGACUGGCCGCGAAUGAUUGCGCCAGUUUGUGCGCGACACCUCAUUCAAGAUAAAAAUCAAUCACGUGACUCGAAUACCAAUGGUCGCUCAACCAGAACGAUGGUUAGUAGACUCGCAGCAGCCAACACUCGCUUGACACCGCAAAAGAGGCCGAAUUUGUCGUCUAGCAGCGAAGCUACGGCCAAUGCCUUGCCUUAAACUUUUGCGCAGCUUGUACGCCGUCUAGCGGAUAUGAUUUUAUUUCCUAUAUUCCUAUUUGUGCGAUGUAUGUAACAUAAAACGCAUCCGCUUUUGAAAAAAUCCCGUAUUUUUAUACGUAGUCAUGCGUGUAGAAGAAAGUAACAUUGCAAGCUA
Molecule: messenger RNA, 1672 nt
Organism: Ciona intestinalis (vase tunicate)
Lineage: Eukaryota; Metazoa; Chordata; Ascidiacea; Phlebobranchia; Cionidae
Source: RefSeq, a predicted model, not a curated record